AUGUCUCCCGUCAUCCUAGGAUGGCCGCACACCAGCCCUACAGCAGCAGCAGCAGCAGCAGCAGCAACAGCAGCAGCAGCAGCACCAGCAGCAGCAACGGUCGCUGCGUGCGGUUUAAGACAUCAUCUAGCUACAGCAGCAGCAGCAUCUGCUGCUGCUGCUGCUGCUGCUGCAGCAGCAGCAGAAAAGGGAGAGCAAACGGCCAGCAGCUCUAAGCAGCCGAAGAAGCAGAAGAAGCAGCUGCAAAAGCAGAAGGCAGCAGCAGCAGCAGCCGCUGCUGCUGCUCCUGCUGCUGCUCCUGCAGCAGCAGCAGCACCCGCAGCAGCAGCAGCAGCAGCAGGUUCAUCAGAAAAGCAGCAAGAUGUAGAAGCACCAGCAGCAGCAGCAAAAGCAGCAGCACGUGCAUCGACGAGAAGGAAGGUCACGGCACCAAAGGCUGCUGCAGCAGCUGCUGCUGAUGCAGCAGCAGCAGCAGCAGCAGCAGCCCCUGAACCGGCAGCAGCAACAGCAGCCGCCCCAGCAGCAGGAUCACCUCCAGCAGCAGCAGCAGCAGCAGCACCCCCAGUAGCACCCCCAGCAGCAGCAGGAGCAGCAGCAGGAGCAGCACCCCCAGCAGCACCCGCAGCAGCAGCAGGAGCAGCAGCAGCAGCAGCAAAAUUAUCUGUGUAUGAGCGUUUUCCUUCUAUGGCAGCAGCAGCAGCAGAGCCGCAGCUGAAGGAGUGCCUUCAUCGCUUUGCUGCUGCAGCAGCAGCACACAACAAAAAAACAGGAGCUCUAGCCUGGGCGGUUUACGAGGGUUUCCCUCCUAGGUCCCGCAUCAAGAUAGGAGAUGAAUACUCAAAGGGUUUAUGGGGUUGA
Messenger RNA from Eimeria mitis, 858 nucleotides. RefSeq lists its product as uncharacterized. The coding region runs from base 1 to 858 and encodes 285 amino acids. The record is from RefSeq and is a predicted model, not a curated record. The transcript has 3 exons. NCBI's taxonomy places the organism in Eukaryota, Apicomplexa, Conoidasida, Eucoccidiorida, Eimeriidae.